AUGACUUUAACUUCUUCGGAAGGGAAGAUAAUAUUGGUAGGAAAUGCUGGUUCAAGGGUCAAGCAACGCUUUUUCGUCACGUCACAGCUCUACUUCACACUUGAGAGGUCGAACUACGACCUCUCGAUUCCCCAUUACAUUGUUGGGCUAGACUACAUGUUAGCCUUUCGGCGCGUCGACGAACACGCUGUCACCGUGUCGAAACAGACACAGGAUAACUUCAACCAGCUGAUCUGGCAGCUGAUUUACGCUCGCAACAUCACCGACGAGCUCGAAAAGGUUCGUGUCAUCUUCCUUUGGCUGUGCACCAAAGAUCUGCACAAGAUGAAUUUCGACAAUGUCAAGCCCGACUCGCCCGAGGAGAUUCUAAUCGGCAUCCGGACUGGAAAGUCGACAUACGCCCAGAUCUUCCUCACUCUCUGCAGGUAUGCUUUAUUUUUUAUAGUUUCUGCAAACAGCGCUAUAGCCCCUGUCCGGCUUUCUAAACAUACUCAUUGA
This is a messenger RNA of Protopolystoma xenopodis, 498 nucleotides long. NCBI's taxonomy places the organism in Eukaryota, Metazoa, Platyhelminthes, Monogenea, Polystomatidea, Polystomatidae. The record is from the annotation of a GenBank genome assembly.